AAUCUCUCUAAAAUCCCUCAAAAAUGCCAAUAAAAAAAUUCCAAGUACAAAAUUAAAUCCAAUAUUAAAUCCUUGCACUAACACCCAUCAGACAGUCAUCAGUCUCCAAAUAAUCAUUACCCAAUAAUUAAAAAACCCCAAACAACAACAAAAAACAUUAAAAGUCAACCAAAAAAAAAAAUCACAACAUUCCCAAAACAGUGCUAUAAUAAAUGAAACUAACGAAAAAAAAAAUGGAAUAAUCUCUGUGUUUACUCAACAAAAAAAAAAAAAAUUAAUCACACCCUGUUAAAGAUACCUGUAUUAAUUAGUGAAUAAUAAUAGUCAAUUGAUUUUAAAUAAGCCGCGAGUGAAGUUUAACCAGAGGGACCCAGGUGUUUGCUCCAAAAAUAAAAAAAAAAAAAAAAGAUAAAAAAUAAUACCAAGAAAUAAAAAAUGGCUGUUUUGUGACGUGCUCCUGUUAAAGGGUUACAGUGUUGUGUCUUAAAAAGUUGAAUAAUCCUUCAUGUGAUUAUUAAUAAUAAUAUAAAUUUAAAUAAAUAAAUAAUAAUGAUGAAUCUUCCGGCAAAUUAUACGCAAAUUCCUGGUUAUUUUGAAUGGUGAUUUGAAAGCUAAUUUUCCAAACGAGGAAAAAUUUUACUCGUUUUAAAAAUUGGAAGGUGAGGCGAUAUUUCUCGUCGCCACAUCGUCCAAGCUGGCAGCCGUGGAAGAUGUGGGUCCAAUACGGACCGAAACAACAGCGGCACGUUCAUCAGCCGCUUCCUUAAAAAUAUCUUCCAGUGCAAGAGCAACACUACAAUCACUGAGAUUACCACGUAAUAAUAAAAUUGCAACCUCCGCUAGCACCCGAGACGCUGAAACUAUUACUGAGGUGUGCAGCGGAGGGGAGCUUCCAGAAAUUGAGAUAAUAAGUCUACUCGAAGAACAGAUACCCAGGUAUCGUCUUCGUGCAGACACCCUAACGCAAUUUCAAGGAUACGAAAACGCUGAUUGGUUUAUUCCAACACCUGCUCUCAGACCAGAAGAGCAAAACGUUAAAUUAUCACCAGAUCAAAUUCGAGAAACACUUAAUUAUUUCAUUCUAUGUAGCAAUCGAGUGAGCCAAAUGACCAAGACCUAUAAUGAUAUUGAAGCAGUGACAAGGCUUCUGGAGGAGAAAGAAAAAGAUUUGGAAUUAACAGCACGAAUUGGCAAGGAACUUUUAACUCAUAAUCAAAAACUUGAAACAUCAAUAAAUAGUCUUGAAGUAGAAUUAAAAACAGCAAAUGAAAAAAUAACACAAUUAAGUCAUGAAUUAUUAAAAAAAACUGAAUUAAUACAAAUAUUAACAAAUGAUGGUGAUGAAUCGGGUUCGGAAGCGGAAACACCAACAGGUUUACGUGGUAUUAAUUUAGACAUGAUGCAACGUAGAAUAGCAACACUUGAAGAUGAAAAUAAAUUAUUAAAAACUGAAUUUACUCAGCUUGUUAGUGAUACUGAUGAUUGUGAAGAAAAAGAAAAACGUCUUGUUAUUGAUAUUGCAAGUCAAUUAUCAAAUGCAGAUAUGGAAAAUCAUGAAUUAUCUGAUGAAUUAUAUCGUGUUAAAGAAGAAAAUCGUAUACAACAUGAACAAAUAAUAUCAUUAACAUCAAAAUUAUCAGAAACAGAAUUACGAUUAGCAAAAUUAGUAGCUGAACAUGAUGAAAUUGGUACGACAUUAUUAAUAACACGUGAAAAUCAAAAUACACUUGCUGGUGAACUUGUUGAUUUUAAAGAACGUUAUCAAGAAGUUGUUAAUUUAUUAACUGAAACACAAGAACAAUUACGUAAACAACGUAAAAAAUAUAUGCCAACAGUACGUGGUGGUAGUUUAUUUCCAUCAAUAUGUGGUGUACCACAACCAGAUUCAAUUGCAUCAGAACUUGAAUCAUCACUUUAUUCAGAAUUAUCACUUGAUUCUGGUAUUGUUAGUGAUCGUAUUUCAACAUAUAAAAAAGUAUUUGAAACUGUACGUAGUGCAUCAAGAUCAUCUGGUAAUAAUUAUCAAUCAAAUAAUGAUACAAAUCAAUUUCCGCGAAUUGGAUCAAUGACAACAUCAACAUUAUCAUCUGGUUCAAGUGUACCAAGAAUGAGUUGUGGUUUAGUUGGACGUGGUUAUUCAAGUCUUGAUUCAACUGGUCAUAGUGAUUCAGAAGGUUCAUUAUUAACUGAUAAUGAUGAUUAUCCAGGACCACAACAAACUGGUGUACCUGGUGCACCUGGUGCUGCUGAUCUUGAAGCUGCAUUGAGACGUUUAACACCAGCUGAGGUUAUUGUUAGACGUGCAUGUUUAUCAACUGGUACUGGAUAUAAUUUUGAUUAUGACGGUGGUAUAUCACAUUCACCACCAAAUUUUUUACCUUUUGGUUGUCGUACACCUGACAGUAUUAUGUCCACUGGUUCAAGUGGUAAUUUAAGUGGUUUUUCAAAUAAUUCAAAUACAUGGAGAUUACCAGAAAAAUUACAAAUUAUUAAACCAAUGGAGGGCAGUCAAACUUUACAUCAUUGGAGUCAAUUAGCUACACCAACACUUGGUGGAUUACUUGAGGAAAGACCUGGUGUCAAAACAAGGGGAGGAAGAAAUCUUGAAGAUCUUGGACUUCAAACUUUUACUCUUGCUGAUCUUGAAGAAGAUGAAGAGUAUGCUAAUCCAGGAAAAUUAUUCCAAGAUACUGGUUCAGUAUAUACAUUUACAAAUAGCACAGUGCUACAUCCAGAAGAUCCAACUCUUGUAACAUCAAGUGUAAUGUCAAGUCGUGUUGCUACAGCUCCAUCAUCAGCAAUGAAUUCAGGAAUGAAUACACCACGUACAAUGUCACGUCGUAAUUCAACAACAACAUUUUCAACGACACUUGGUUUAGCUAAAAUGUUAAAUGAACGUGGUAUAAAAGGUGUUACAGCAUCAUGUGUUACAACACCAAGUAAUGAACGUAAUUAUACACCAACAGCAACACCAUAUAAUAGUCCAGAUGGUACACCACCACAUUCAAGAUCAACAUCACCAAAUAGAAUUAAAAAACAUACAAAUUUAAAAUCAUCAACAUCAAAUGAUGAAUCAAAUACAUCAAUGGAUUAUUCAUUUGGUUUAUUUUCAUCUGGGGCUGAAUUAUUAAAACGUACAUUUAGUGCUGAAUCAACACCAACAUCAUCAUCAUCAUCCGCAGCAAUAAAUCAACAAAAACGUAAAAGAAAACCAGCAUUAUCUAGAUCUGAUAAAAAAGCAUUAACAAGUAUAAGAUUAGUUGAAAAAUUAGAAAGAAUUGGUAUUGAUACAAUAAUGGCAACUGCUGGUAGUUCAACAAUGUCAUCAUUGACAUUACAAGGUGCAUUAUGUACAAGAAGAUCAAUUGAAAGUCCAAUGGCACAAUUGACAUUUUUAAAGGGCUCAAUAUCAUCAAGCUCAAUAUCAUCAGCAAGCAGUGAUUCAUUUUCUACAUCAAGAGGAAAAUUAAAAGAUACUAAAGAUAAUGGAAAUAGUAGUAAUAAUCGGGGGACAUUGUCCAGGGCUCAAAGUGGAAGACGACGUGGUGGUGGUAAUGGAGCAACUAGACCUGAUCUUGGACAAGUUAAUAGUGCUGUUAAUGUUCCAGUUACUAAAGAAUCAACAACACAAUCUGCACUUGGAACAAUUAGCUCUUUACUCUUUGGACGUAAAGGAGGACUACUGUAAACUGUAUCAGUUGUAAUUAUUAUAUAAAAAUGUUUUUUUUUUUAUAUAGCUAUUAAUUUUAAGUAGAAAUAGUUAUUUAAAUUAUUUUUUUUUUUUCUAGACUCAUUAUUUUACUCAUACAAGUUUGAGUAUAUUUAUCAAAAAAUAGAAAAAAAAAUGUAGAAAUUUUCUUUUUUAAAUAUGAAAUUACUUUUCAUGCUUUUUGACAUCUACAAUAUUUUUUUUUUUUUUUUUUAUUUCAUUGAUAGAGAUUUAUUGAUUGAAUAAUUGAUAAUCUAUUUUGUAAAUAGUUGAACAUGCAGAAACAUUGUGUUUCUGUGGCUCAGUAGAAUAUAAUAAGAAAAUUAUUGUUUUUUUUUUUUUUUCUUCUUAAAUUUUGUAACAAAAAUAAAGAAAGAAAAUUUAAAAAAAUAUACACGUUUCAUGGAGAAAGAAACGAGGCUGCACAAUCAGCCGAUGCUAAACUUGCGAUAAAAUAUUACUAGUCAGAUUGAAUUGAAAGUUUUGUGAAGAUUGUUGAGGAAUUGCCUUUAAUUGGAAAAUUAAAAAAAAUUUAAUAAUGUAAACGUCAACAUAUCUCAAUUUUUGUGUUUAAAUUGUUUUUUAAAAUUAAAAAAAAUUGUGAUUUGAUUGACGUAAGAAAAUAUGUAAAUAGUUGGAGGGUUUGUUAUGACUGCGAGUUAUUUUUGUUAUCCAUUAGUGGCAAUGUUAUUUUCAUUUCUUUCAGUUCAUUUGUGUUCUAUUUUCAAAGCACAAAAAAAAAUAACUUAAUUUUCAUUUAAACAAGAAAAAAACAGAUAAAGAACAUUGGUGCUAUUUUUAAACUAAUGAUCUUAUCUAUUAACUAGUAAAUAUUAUUGUUUAAAACAAUAUUGUGCAUUUUUUUGUUGCUACUGUCAGUCUUUUGUAUUUUUUUUUCUAAAGAAGACUGUGCAUCUAGCAUGUAUCUGAUAAAAGAACAAAACUGUUCUUAAUUAUUUUAUGUUAUUGAUAAUUAAUCGACGAUUAAUUAAUACAUCACUUUUGCUGCCAAUACGGAUUGCUGUGUAAUGAUUAAUUUAUUUAUUAAAAAAUACAUUUAAACAUUUAAAAAAAAAAAGGUGCAGCCUUGUAAAUAGUCGUACAAAUUUUAUUUUAUUUAACGAAAUUAAUAACUUAAAUUUGUUGUAUAAUUGUAAAACUUAAUACAAUGUAAAUUAUUUAUCAAAAUUAA
This is a messenger RNA of Aphidius gifuensis, 4901 nucleotides long. RefSeq names its product trafficking kinesin-binding protein milt (gene milt). The record is from RefSeq and is a predicted model, not a curated record. NCBI's taxonomy places the organism in Eukaryota, Metazoa, Arthropoda, Insecta, Hymenoptera, Braconidae. The transcript has 8 exons. Bases 1106 to 3688 code for a protein of 860 amino acids.